Molecule: messenger RNA, 1571 nt
Organism: Ectocarpus siliculosus
Lineage: Eukaryota; Phaeophyceae; Ectocarpales; Ectocarpaceae
Source: the annotation of a GenBank genome assembly
AUGACCGCUCCAGUACCUCCACCCGGUGAAGCUAGUGUCACUGGCGAACCAACACGCCGAGUAACGAUCGGUAUUCUGGCGCUGCAGGGUGCGUUUGCCGAGCACUCUUCGUUGCUGUCCAAGCUCGGUGCUGACGUUCGAGAGGUGCGGCUGCCGCAUGAGUUCGAGGGACUGGAUGGGAUCGUCCUUCCAGGCGGCGAGAGCACCGCCAUGGCACUUAUCGGCGAGAGGUGGGGGGUGUUCCCGCGGCUGAAGCAGUGGGUGUCGGAGGGACGCCCGGUGUGGGGAACUUGCGCCGGCAUGAUUCUCCUGUCCGACCACGCCCUCAUGCAGAAGAAGGGGGGGCAAUCCCUCGUGGGGGGGCUCAAUGUGGAGAUUUGUAGAAACUACUUCGGCGCGCAGACGUCCAGCUUCGAGGUGCCACUCGACACGUCGGCGCUCGAAACCGGGUCCGUCGGUAAAAAGGAUGGGGGUUCGGCAAACAAGAACCCGUACCCCGCCGUGUUCAUUCGCGCGCCGGCGGUUCUAGAGGCCGGUCCCGGCGUCGAUGUCCUCUGCAAGGUGCGAUCCAGGCCGUGCAACAAAGCUGUCACCGUCAUGAAGGCACAGCUAAAACAAGAAGAAGCAGACGACCGCGACGAUGACACCCGCAGAGCGAAACGCAGAAGACUAGCCGCGUUUUUCGUCGAGCCUAAUCCGUCGACGGCGGCUGUUGCGGGGGAGGGUGGUGGCGGGGGCAGCGGCGCCAGCAGCGGAGAGAAAGAAGCUCCCGAGGUGAUCGUCGCUAUCCGCAAGGGCAACAUCGUGGGCACCGCGUUUCACCCCGAACUCACGAACGACUCCCGCUGGCACGAGUACUUCGUGAGGAUAGUCAAGGAGGCGGUAAGCUCCGGCACCGGGGGGGUCCGCGAUGCGGAAUCUCCCGCGAAAACGCUUGGUGCCGCUGCCGCAGCUGAGGCCGAGGUUGCCGUGGCAUAGACGCGGUGCGAGCUUCGACUCGAAGAUUUUGGGCUGGUCAGGGAUGUUCCACGAGCCCAUCCCACUUUCCACACACCGCUGUCCGAUGUUGAUGUUUUUGGUAUCCCCCAUUUUUGAAUCCUGGGAAAGGUCGUCACGGGGAGGUCGUUUUGGUUCCGUGGUGUGAUUGUGUUGGCUACAUCGCUGUUUUUGCCUAUGCACUGACUUGUUGUCUUUUCCCCGGCGGCUGUCCUCCAUCGGCGACCGAGCAGAAUUUUUUGAGACGACGUUCGUUUCACGCAUGUGUGGGUGUGCGUCAUUCUUGGAGCGUUUUAGGUCUGAGUAUGUAUUGUAGGCGUUUUUGGAAAGAGGCACGACGGGGAGAGGCCCGUAGCUUAGCUUUGUGUCGGUAAUGGUGUUGCGGGAUUUCGCGUGGUGUCCGGUUUUUGUAGUGUUCACGCCGGGAACCAAAUGCCGCAGCGCCGCUGUUGCUGCUGCUUGUACAUACAAAUGACUGCUGGCCGGUUUUUUGCACGCCGACCACGCCUCUUGAUAAUUGCAAAGACCGCGGAAGGAGUUUAGUGAUGAGAGUUGACUUGUUCGAGGAAGUUGAC